UCAAAAACGUUCGCACGUUCACCGAAAGCUCGGCCGGUAAACUUCUCCAUUGUCCAUUUAAGGGCCAUAAAAUUUAAUUUUUUUGGGAUUGUUUUGGUUUUGAAAUUCUUGAUGGAGAAAGGAGAGAGCAUAUUGGAAGCGAUUUACGAAGACGAAGAUUUAGGAUAUGGAGAAGAUGUAGAGAUGGUUGACGUUGAAGAAGGAGAGCUCGUGGAAUGUUGUAACUCGGGAAAUGACCGGGAAAAAAGCGGCUCUGCUGCUGUUAAUGGUGAAAAUCAGGUGCCCCAAAGUAAAAAUAAAAAGCGCCGAGCAAAUAAGAGGAAGAAUAAGAGAAAAAAGGGUGGUUCUGGACAUAAACCUUCGGAUAUAAACCAGUUUGUGUUAGACACUUGUAGACGAUUAAAAGAAAAGAAGUCAUACAUGGUGUACAACGCUGUGGGGUGCUUGGGGGUUUCUGCAUUGAGUGAUCUUGUCGUGGAGGUGGGUGCAAUUCAAUCUUGUGGAGGUCAGAUGACUGCCGAUGGAAAACGUUGUCGGACAGGUGGUGGCAUAUUAUGGAAUAUCCUAAAAGUGCGACAACCCGCUGCUUAUCGCGAAAUAAUGAAAAAAACCAAAGACUUCGAGAAGCAAUUCAAGCAAGAAAAUGUCGGACGGGCACUAGCACAGAACAAAGAGAACUCGUCCCGAGAAACUGCUUGCAAUCUGACUAAUGGAACCUCGGUAAGUGUUUUGGAAGAUUCUCAACUGCUUCCACAAACUCGGGAGGAACAGUUCAGUACCGAAGGAACAUGAAAAGCUAUUCAUGACAGGAUUAGAGUUCCUAUUUCGUAUGAAGACAUUCUUGGUGAGGAUCUAAAAGAAGAUCCAUGUCAUCAGUAACUAAACUUUGAGUUUGGAUUGCCAUCGGUUUUGAAUGCAGAGAAUUGUUGAUAGAAGGGAUUUUCUCUUAUUUGGGAAACUACAUAUGAAAGCAUCAUUAGUUGUCCUUGAAUCAAAAUUCACUUUUGGAAUAAAAUGGUUGUUAUUAGGGUAUAAAA
Messenger RNA from Gossypium arboreum, 1037 nucleotides. RefSeq lists its product as uncharacterized. Gene Ontology annotation, biological process: snRNA export from nucleus. Bases 112 to 792 code for a protein of 226 amino acids. The record is from RefSeq and is a predicted model, not a curated record. Lineage: Eukaryota; Viridiplantae; Streptophyta; Magnoliopsida; Malvales; Malvaceae. The transcript is spliced from 4 exons.